Messenger RNA from Salvelinus fontinalis (brook trout), 2555 nucleotides. RefSeq names its product zinc finger protein ZIC 4-like. The record is from RefSeq and is a predicted model, not a curated record. The transcript is spliced from 2 exons. Gene Ontology annotation, cellular component: nucleus. The coding region runs from base 254 to 1852 and encodes 532 amino acids. Gene Ontology annotation, molecular function: RNA polymerase II cis-regulatory region sequence-specific DNA binding; DNA-binding transcription factor activity, RNA polymerase II-specific. Gene Ontology annotation, biological process: regulation of transcription by RNA polymerase II; central nervous system development. Lineage: Eukaryota; Metazoa; Chordata; Actinopteri; Salmoniformes; Salmonidae.
UUCGAAGCAUUUUUACUACCACUGUUAUUGCCACAAAUCAAGAGGGCAAAGUGAACGGCAUGGGACUCACACUAACUUUAACGAACUUGAGUCUGGUUCCUACUACUGGGAAGUUCACGGCCAAACAUUUCACAUGCAGAUGAUAAACAGCAAAGAAAAUGGAAACAAGAUUUCUGGAAACAAUAUUUCUAUGUAAAUCUUGAGCACAGAAUUGGUUGAUUUUGCAAACUCACAGACAAACUCACAGCAAAACAUGACAAGCCUGUCGAGGUUUAGUGGCUGUCCUCUUUCUUGCGUCAACCCCGGGGAGAGCAAUACUGAACCCAGCGUGGUGCUGCCACCUUUGGCAGGGGAGCACAUGGGGCACCCCACUGGCAGUUCCUUAAAACUCUGCCCCUCGCACAAUUUGCGAGACUACCCUGAGACGAGGUCCAGUGCAUAUGUUGACCAUUCGGUUCCCCAUUUUGGAGACUCUGGAUACUCCAGACACCGUUUAGAGCACAGCCCUAGGGGUAUUAUCAUUGGAGCCAAUCUUUCUGGAACCGGAAUGCCACCCGUCACUGAUCAACUGGUAUCAAGAAGUAACCAACAUGGCGGGAUUGGAAGGUACCGUGACCUGCCUAGCUAUAGAGAUAGCAGAAGCCAUGCUUUUUUCACCGCAUAUCACGAUCAGGCCCAUGGUUCCUCCGACGCGACCCGAGAUCUCUCCGGUCAAGUGAUGUUGGGUCUACCUGGGGACCUCCUCACCCGGACGCACCCUUACGGUCAGAGCAUCAACGGCCCCAGGGGAAACAGCCAACAACUCGUUUCUCAGUUCCUGGGUCUCUACAAACCGCUGAACAUGGCAAUUCAGCGUGGAGGAGGUGACGCUUUCCUCAGGUGCUCCAGACAGAACCUGAAGCACGAACUGGUGUGCAAGUGGACUGACAGCCAAGAGGGGUCUGGGAAGCAGUACUGCGCCAGAACCUUCGGGACUAUGUAUGAACUUGUCACCCAUGUGACAGUGGAACAUGUCGGAGGACCAGAGCACUCUGAAUACGUGUGUUACUGGGAGAAUUGUCCGAGGGACAGAAAGCCUUUCAAAGCCAAGUACAAACUGGUGAACCACGUCAGAGUCCACACAGGGGAAAAGCCAUUUCCCUGCCCUUUCCACGGUUGUGAAAAAGUUUUUGCAAGAUCAGAGAACCUCAAGAUUCACAAGAGGACACACACAGGUGAAAAACCUUUUAAAUGUGAGUUCGAGGGCUGCAAUCGGAGGUUUGCUAACAGCAGCGACAGAAAGAAGCAUUCUCACGUGCACUCCAGUGAUAAACCCUACAUGUGCAAGGCCAGAGGGUGUGAGAAGUGUUACACCCACCCAAGUUCCCUCCGGAAGCACAUGAAGCUCCACUGCAAGGUAUACAGCGCGAAAAGCAGCGAUGGGCGCGAUGGGGACGGGGAACACCUUGCUGUGGCCAGGUCACCCGAAGUAACAGAUCAAUCGGAAACCGCCUCGUCCACCACGGUGACACAACCUCAGCCCCCCACUUCCCAAGAGUCCUUAUCCCCUGAGCUUCAAAACGAGUCCACUCUGAGGUCACGUUUCCACCACACAUUCGACAACAGUUUGGACUACUCCUCACAUAGGUCGCAGGGCCUCUUGGAUCCAUUGUUGAUCCAGAGGAGCAGUUACAGACCUGAGCCCACCCAAUACCCAUGCAGUCAGGCAGGCCACAGUUUCGCCCAGAGCUCCAGGACAUUUUCCACUGCCUCACCCUUUCAGAAAAGUAUUGUCAAUGGGUGGUAUACGUGCCACAGUGGCGUGGACGCUUUCUCACCAAAGCAGUGUAACAACGACAUAUCAUCCAUUUGACUCAGUUAUGUCGCCUGAGUGACGUUGACCUACACAACUUGGGUCUAUUUCUGUUAUGACGUCUGUUGUUCUUGGAUUAUAUAGGCCUAUUAUUGCGUGUGUUUCUUGUCGAUGUUGUAAACUAUACAAAUGUGCCACGUCGAAGUUAUUAUGUGUCGUAGUUUUGAAAACUUGCUCAACUAUAUAUACAGCGUUGCGAAAUGCGUGAUGGUAAGCUUUAACUGUUCUGUGACGCACAAACUAUAUAGGCCUAUGUGUGGUGGGCCUUGAGUUAUGUCAGCUGUAAGAAACGGGCCUAUUGUAACACACGUGUAGGCUACAGUGAACACUCACCCCCCUUCUGCUGGAGUAUUAGAAUAGAACAUCAUGAAUAGAAAUGCUGUCUACAGUAGAUCUGCCUAUUAUUUGAAUGGUCACCCUCAUAGAUGCUUUCUAUAGGACAAGGAAACGAAAUGGCUUCAACGGGGAUGUCUAUGCGUCGAUAUAUAUAUAUAGGUCUAUAUGCAUAUCUGAAUGUAGCAAACGUGAUAUAAAAGGAACUAUACUUGUAUUGUUGCUUGGAAGGCUAUACCAGUAUAUAUAAAGGACUGGGUCUUCGUGGAAUGUAACUGUAUUGUAUUGUGGGAAAGCAUAGAAACGUGCAUUACUUAUGUCGUGUUUAAUGUAAGGCAGAACUUGGAAAUAAAAUUUGAUUGAAAACCUA